CACAUUUCCGCGUAUAAAGUCGUCCUUUGGUAUGUACACUCAGAAAGCCAGUUUGCCCCUUCGAGUUCAAUUCGUUUUGCCGGCAAAAUAUAUUAUAUUUUUAAUAAUAUAUUAUUUUUCUUCGGCAGAUUUUUUUUCUGACGUCAUAUUUCCGCGCCCAGGUGCCAUCCGAAAACGUGCCGUUCUGUGCUGUGGACAUAACACUGAACUGAAUGAUAGGUAUACCCUGGGACAGAAUCGGAGACACUUUAAUAAUGCUAAAACUGUCUCGGACACAACUGAGCAUCUAUUGAGCGUAAUAAUUACACUUCCUGAUUCGGAACUGCGAGAUUUGUUCAGCGAGUUAAAUGCAAUUUAUAGUGUAUAUACUGAACUGUGUUAUUAUUUAUCCAGCUUUGACGAAAUGCCUAAGUAGCAAACGGUUGAGAUGCGACUAGCAGCAGCAUCAGGAGCACUGCUUAAAUGUCUGCCAGGUUUAGUCCGAUCUCGCGGUUUUUCUGAAGAUAGUUGUCGGGAAUUCAGUGGGCUACCCGGAGAAGAUGUCCAAGCAAAAUCCCAUCCGCAGUCUAAAGAGGCGUCACUCUACGUGCAUUGGCCAUACUGUCUGAGACGCUGCUCUUAUUGCAACUUCAACAAGUACAUCUCCCGGUCUGUCAAUCAUGUCGACAUGACGACAUGCCUGCAGCGGGAGACGGAGACACUGCUGAGGCUGAGCCAGGUGUCUAGCAUCACCUCUGUGUUUUUCGGGGGCGGAACUCCCAGCCUGGCUCCGCCCUCAACCAUUGCUUCCGUCUUGGAGACCAUUGCUAAGCAAGCUGGUCUCCGGGUCGACGCUGAGGUCACACUAGAGGUCAACCCCACCCCUAUGGGCGUGGCCAAGCUGGCCGAUUUCCUGCAUGCUGGAGUCAACCGAUUCUCUGUGGGAGUACAGUCACUGCGAGAUGAGGACCUGAGGGUGCUGGGGAGGGACCACCAUUCCCAGCAUGCCCUGCGCACGGUGGAGGAGGCACGGCGAUUGUGCCCGGGGCGCGUAUCUGUUGAUGUCAUCUUUGGGCGCCCAGGACAAGGCCUGGCCUGCUGGGAGGCGGAGCUGGAGGAGCUGCUAUUGGUCUGUGAUGAUCAUGUGUCUCUGUAUCAGCUCACCCUCGAGAGGGGCACACAUCUGUUCAGGCAAGUGCAGGCGGGCCAGCUGAGCUUGCCGGGCGAUGAGGUCAUGGCCCGCAUGUACGAGUCAGCACGGAGGAUUCUGGGAGAACGAGGCUUCCUACAAUACGAGGUGUCAAACUUCGCCAGAAAUGGAGCGGUUAGUUCACACAACCUCACUUACUGGAGGGCAGGGGAAUUCCUUGGUGUGGGACCAGGAGCGCACGGUCGCUUUGUUCCCCGGGAGAAGGGAGGGGUGUUCAGAGAGGCUCGGACUCAGACCCUGGAGCCAGACGUUUGGAUGGCGGAGGUGAAGCGCUGGGGUCACGGAACCCGCAGACGUGUGGAGCUCAGUCAUGUGGAGUUGUUGGAAGAGGUGUUGGUUAUGACUCUCUCUCUAAGAAUUGUCUCGGGGUGCUUGCAUGCUCACUGGAACCUGUUCAGUCCUGGGUUGGGUCUCCAGCAGGUGGUGGGGGAGAGUGCAGAGGUGCAGGAGUUUCUAGAGAGGGGACUGCUCAUCUUAGACCACAGGGGUCUGCGCUGUUCCUGGGAGGGGCUGGCUGUUUUGGACAGUCUGCUGCCCCCGCUGCUCUUGGAGCUGCAGGCACAUGCUCAGGCCCAGGAGGUGCAAGGGGAGUGCACCACGGGGUUCGAGUGAGGGGGGCGGGGGGGUGCAGAGGGAGGUAGAGGAAUGCGCAUAGGCCGCGACAGCGGGUGGGAUGUUAACGGGCCAGCGUGUGGCGGUGUUUCGCGGUUCACUGUUCCGUUUUUUGGGCUUUAAAAAUGCACCACAAGCUCAUUAGAGGUUCUAAACAACGUUGUGAAUAACCUGUAUAUUUACCUUUAUAUAUAAUAAUACUGUAUAUUUAAUAUAUCAAGUGUUUUAUUAAUAAAUUGAUAUUUUGGCGAACCGC
Messenger RNA from Anguilla rostrata (American eel), 2057 nucleotides. It is a transcript of the gene rsad1, whose product is annotated as radical S-adenosyl methionine domain containing 1. Gene Ontology annotation, cellular component: mitochondrion; cytoplasm. Bases 428 to 1801 code for a protein of 457 amino acids. Gene Ontology annotation, biological process: porphyrin-containing compound biosynthetic process. NCBI's taxonomy places the organism in Eukaryota, Metazoa, Chordata, Actinopteri, Anguilliformes, Anguillidae. The transcript is spliced from 10 exons. The record is from RefSeq and is a predicted model, not a curated record. Gene Ontology annotation, molecular function: 4 iron, 4 sulfur cluster binding; coproporphyrinogen oxidase activity.